Molecule: messenger RNA, 543 nt
Organism: Phaeoacremonium minimum UCRPA7
Lineage: Eukaryota; Fungi; Ascomycota; Sordariomycetes; Togniniales; Togniniaceae
Product: putative rrna-processing protein fcf1 protein
Exons: 3
Coding region: 1-543 (180 amino acids)
Cellular component (GO): nucleolus; small-subunit processome
Source: RefSeq, a predicted model, not a curated record
AUGUUGGAAGAGAAAGGAUCACUGACCGCCUGCUGUCACCAGGUCAAACGCCUGAUUAGCAAAAGGGACAACAGGCUGAAGGAGAACAAGGAAAAAGCAGAUCUAGGUCAGAAAAAGAAGGCGGCCUCGGCGAACAACGAGCUCGUACGAGAAAUACCACAAGCGCCGAGCUCCAUGUUCUUCCAACACAACACUGCCCUUGUGCCUCCUUACCAGGUUUUAGUCGAUACCAACUUCUUAUCUCAUUCAGUGGCGGCGAAGCUUGAGCUUCUCGAGACAAUGAUGACUUGCCUUUACGCGAAGUGCAAUGCCAUCAUUACCGAUUGUGUCAUGGCAGAGUUAGAGAAGCUGGGACCAAAAUACCGGAUAGCGCUUCGAAUUGCGAGGGACGAGCGUUUGACAAGGCUGAAGUGCGACCACAAGGGCACAUAUGCAGAUGACUGUAUCGUCGACCGGAUUCAGAAGCACAGAAUUUACAUUGUCGCAACCAAUGACAAGGAUUUGAAACGGAGGAUACGGAAGGUGGGUGUUCCCCUGGACUAA